AUGCACGCAUCCAUUAUCCUCACCUCCUUUGCUGUCGCACUGCUCCCUUCUAUGGCAGUUGCUGACUGGGCCUCUGUCGCGGAUCCUGUCAAGCUUGCCAGCUGUGGUACUACAUGCAGCAGUAUUUUGCCCUCCUUUAGUAACGACUCUUUCGAUGACAUUUGUAACAAAUUGGUCGAAGAUGGCUGCGCAAAGGCCAUGAUCACUGGAGACAAUGAUGUGGGAUCUGUUGGAUUUGCCAAAAAUGGCGAUGUCAGCUGCGAUGAUGCUAAGCCCGCUGGCCAGCUAACUUGCACCAAUGCGUUCCGUGAUGCUGUGGGCUCUGCCACUGGCUUUGGCCGCAUCGGUGGGACCCGGUCCCAGCAGCACUCCGUCUACAAUGCGGAUGGUGUCGAGAUUGGCACCAUUCCCCUGACCGGAGCCUGUCUUCCUAUUGGUGAGACCAAUGCCUGUGUUUAG
Messenger RNA from Penicillium manginii, 459 nucleotides. RefSeq lists its product as uncharacterized. Lineage: Eukaryota; Fungi; Ascomycota; Eurotiomycetes; Eurotiales; Aspergillaceae. Bases 1 to 459 code for a protein of 152 amino acids. The record is from RefSeq and is a predicted model, not a curated record. The transcript has 2 exons.